AUGAUUAUUCCUGGUCCCAAAGCACCUGGAAAUGACAUUGACAUAUUCUUUAGACCACUAGUUGAUGAGUUAAAAGAGUUAUUUGCCACUGGUGUGGAGACAUAUGAUGCCUUCAGGGAGGAGAAGUUCAUGUUACGUGCAGCACUUUUGUGGACAAUAAACGAUUUUCCAGCAUAUGGCUAUUUGUCGGGAUGGAGUACAAAAGGGUACAAGGCAUGUCCUGUGUGCUUAGAUGAGACGACUAGUCUAUAUCUUAAUAAUGGUCACAAAUGUUGUUACAUGGGCCAUCGCCGUUUUCUGCCUAUUGAUCAUAAAUGGCGUCGAGAAAAAAAGCAAUUUAAUGGAGAAAGAGAACAUAGACAGCCUCCUAGGACCCUAUCAGGUGAGGAAGUCCUCCAACAACUUCUUCGUAUUGAGCAAGUUGAGUUUGGCAAGGCACCUGAUUUGCUGCAACAGAAGAAAAGAAAACGCGUGCAGAACAGUUCAAAUUGGAAGAAGAUGAGCAUAUUCUUUGAACUUCCAUAUUGGAGUACCAAUAAAAUUAGACAUAAUUUGGAUAUUAUGCACAUUGUCAAGAAUGUAUGUGAAUCUUUGGUAGGUACAUUAAUGAAUAUCCCUUCGAGAACUAAGGACACAUGGCAGGCUAGGGAGGAUUUAAAAGAAAUGGGAUUAAGGGAAGAGUUGCAUCUACAACCGGGAGGCGGCGCAUCUAAAGUUAUGCCACUUGCAUGUUACACUUUAUCACGCCUAGAGAAAAAGAAUUUCUGCCAGUUUUUGAGCACUAUCAAGUUCCCGGAUGGCUUUGCUUCGAACAUUCCUCAGUGUGUGAAGACCAAGGAGCGUCAACUUUUAGAAAUGAAGAGUCAUGACUACUAUGUGUUCAUACAACGACUUCUUCCACUAGCAACUAGAGGAAUGCUGUAUUUGCAUGAUGUUCUGACCAGGUUUAAUCAAACGGAACGAAAUAUGGAGAAACACGAAGCUGCUGGAAAAUUAUCUAUAUUUUCUAGCUUGGCUCGGCCCUUUGAGGCAGCGCUGAUUGGUUAUCUAAGUGAGGUUGAAUUGCAAAGAAUACACCUGUUCAUCUUGAGAAAUUGCGAAGAAGUAGAUGAUUACUUGAGGGAGCAUAGACAAAUUCUUGAAAAGCAAAAUUUAUCGAGCGUACAGCAAAGGCUAGACUCGGAGUUUCCAAAGUGGUUUGAAGAACGUGUCAUGUAUACACAUACACGUGGAGAAUGUACUGAUGAAUUGUUGUCCUUGGCUAGAGGACCUGAUUUUCGAGUCAAUACAUUUGCUAGCUGUAAUGUGAAUGGAUUUAGAUUCCACAUUAAGGCUCGGGAAAGAGAAAGAAAGACACAAAAUAGUGGAGUUAUGGUAAAGGGGGAGCAUGCUGAUAAAAAAACAUACUUUUAUGGUAUAAUUAAUGAUAUAGUUGAGGUUGAAUACUCAUUUACUCAAAAUCGAGUAGUUGUGUUUAAAUGUGAUUGGUGGACUUGA
Messenger RNA from Coffea arabica (coffee), 1497 nucleotides. RefSeq lists its product as uncharacterized. Lineage: Eukaryota; Viridiplantae; Streptophyta; Magnoliopsida; Gentianales; Rubiaceae. The record is from RefSeq and is a predicted model, not a curated record.